CAGCCGACGAAACAGCCGACGAAAGCGACGACGAAGGAAAUAAAGACGAUUCUUUUCUGGACGCUCUACUAUCGCUCGCAGCCGUGGACGGGCGUGGCGAACCUGCUCGGAUCGUGCGGCGCCGACGCGCGCUGCGUCAUCACGCACAACAAGACGGCGCUGGCGACAGCCGACGCCGUCGUCUUCUUCCCGUUCACGAUGCGCGCCGAGGAGCACAACCUACCGGCCGUACACCGACCGUCGCAGCCGUGGCUUUUCUACUCGCUCGAGCCGCCGCCCGUGACGCACCACACGGGGUUUCGCGGCGAGCGCUACCCGGACUUCUUCAACUGGACGAUGACUUACCGCCGCGACUCGGACUUCUGGCUACCCUACCGCAGCUACCGCGCGACGACAGCGCCCCGCAGCGGCGUCCGACCGAACUACGCGCGCGGCAAGACGAAACUCGCCGUCGCGAUCAUCAGUAAUUGCGCCGAGGAACGACUGCGAUUCGUGCGCCGCCUAGCGGAGGUCGUCCCCGUCGACGUCUACGGACGGUGCGGCAAGGGGAAGGUUUGCACGGAGGCGCGCGGCGCCGGCGCCUGCAUGCGAGACCUGCUGCGACCGUACAAGUUCUACAUCGCCGCAGAGAACUCGCGCUGCGCCGACUACGUGACGGAGAAAUACUGGCGCUCCAUCGGCGACGACCUGCAAAUGGUGCCCAUCGUCGUCGGCCCGCCCGCCGACGACUACGCCGCCGUCGUCAUUCCCGGCUCGUACGUGCACGCCGACAGCUUUGAGAGCGUCGGCGCGUUGGGGGCGUACAUGAAGCGCGCCGACGCCAACGAUACUCUCUAUAGCGAGUUGUUCGCGUGGAGGGAGCGCUAUGUACCGAUAGCCGGCUCGUACACGCGCGCCUGGUGCGAGUUCUGUAAGGCGCUACACGAGUCUCCCGUCAGACGGAGAACCUUCCCGAACUUCGGCAAGUGGUGGGAGGGCUCGUGUAAGUGAGGAAAAGGAGAAGGA
Molecule: messenger RNA, 1005 nt
Organism: Priapulus caudatus
Lineage: Eukaryota; Metazoa; Priapulida; Priapulimorpha; Priapulimorphida; Priapulidae
Product: glycoprotein 3-alpha-L-fucosyltransferase A-like
Exons: 1
Coding region: 199-990 (263 amino acids)
Cellular component (GO): membrane
Molecular function (GO): alpha-(1->3)-fucosyltransferase activity
Source: RefSeq, a predicted model, not a curated record